Molecule: messenger RNA, 3147 nt
Organism: Heterostelium album PN500
Lineage: Eukaryota; Evosea; Eumycetozoa; Acytosteliales; Acytosteliaceae
Exons: 3
Coding region: 1-3147 (1048 amino acids)
Source: RefSeq, a predicted model, not a curated record
AUGUCAGAAUCAAAUCUUAAUAAACUUCAAAGUAAAGAUUUGAUGGCAAUAAUAGAUAACUUUAAAAAGGAAAAUUCAAUUAAGAAAGCAUAUCAAAAGAGUAAUAAAGAUAUGAUUAAAUUUAUCAGAGAGUACAAAAUCGAUAUUGAAAGAUAUAGAGAAACAAAUCCAUCAAAGCAAUCUACUCCAAAUGGAUUCAAAUUGUAUGUGAAGACAGAGGAAAAUGUUUGGGAUCCUGUGAGGUUUACAUCUAAUAUUUUCAAAUUUCAAUGUGAUGUAGAAAUGGACGGUAUUAUUAAUAUAUCAGAUUACCAGACCAAUAAUAAUAGUAUCAGUUUAUAUUCAGCUAAAGCAAUAGCAAUAAUAGUGAAUAUCAAUAAUUACAUAAUAGUAACUCAUGGUGUAUCAAUAUUUAAAGAAUAUUUUCUCAAGUCCAUUAGAGAAAUAUUGGAUAUGAAUCCAAAAUUGGUUGAGAAUUUCAAGGUUUCCAUACCAGGAAGGUGCCUAAAGAUUCACGAGAGAGAUGGAAGACCGCAUGGUGACUUCAAGACCAUUGGAAAUAUUCUCACUCAUUGGAAAGAUAAAUCAAUUGGCGAUCUACUCAACACCACCAAAUACUGCCAUUUUUGUUGUAGAGAUUUUGGAACUGGUUGCUCUUUCGAAACCACCUUUCCAGAGUUAACAGCAACAGCAACAGCAACAGCAACAACAACAACAACAGCAACAGCAACAGCAACAGCAACAGCAACAGCAACAGCAACAGCAACAGCAACAGCAACAGCAACCACAACCACAACAACAACCACAACAACUUCCAAUAGUGGAAACCUUAAAACAAUUUACUCUCGAUUAAAAAUAUCUAUUUGUUUAAAGUUUGUGAAUACAAUUUCACCCACAACACUCACUCUUGAAGAAAUGGAGAGAUACAACUACGAUAUAGAAGAAAAGGAUAUUAAGACACUCAAUUAUGGGUUCAUGUUCAAUCAUGGCUGUGGAGCUUGCAAAUAUUCGAUUUGUUUCCGAGAACUCGAACAGUUAGUUCAAAAUGGAUUUGAAUCAAUUCGCCAAAUGGUGGUUGCCAACUCUUCUUGCCCCAAAUGCUACCAGAGAGAUUUCCUAAUCAAGUUGAUGGAGGAUUACUUUGGGGAAAAGGUUAAUCUUAUUGACUUGACCCAAAUCCAACCUUUUCAACCUAUCCAGGAUGAUCCAGUCUAUAACAAUACUAUUGUUCUCCCAUGUAAUGGCUGUUUAAAGGAUAUACCUUACACUUUAAAGUACAUCUACCGAUGCUUACUUUACUUAGGAGAGAGUCGCAGAAUAACUAUGCUCUGUAGCGAUUGUCAGAAUGGAAAGUGUUCCACCGAAGUCAUUUUAGACCAUAUCGAUUGUUCAGACCAAUUCAAUUUGUCAGGAGUUGAUCAAAAUGGACAUUACAUUCUUGUUCACUCAAGAUGUGGUAUUCAAACCCCUUACUCACUUGAAGAGUUGAGAAAACUCUACAAUUUGAUGGUUAAUCAAGGACAAGAAGUUUUUCAUCUUCCCUGUUGCUCUCUCAAUUAUCUUCAAGUUUUAGCCAUUCAAAAUCUUCCAUUGUUGGUUGAUAGGUUCCAAAUGAAUAUUCUCGACGAAAGAAACUUGGAAGGCAAGAUCCGAGAAUCAAAGUUUAACAAAGACCACCCAGGUUUUGGAAAGAUUAAGUGUCCAUCAAAUCAUCCACUUGAAAUCAAUUUCUAUGAACUUGCCUAUGGAACCGUUCCUUCAUGUAGUGGUUGUUCAAAUAAUCUCAUCCUUUUAAAGAAACUUGAAGGUCUAUACUCAGAGACAGGCGAUGAAGUAAAAGGUGAAAUCAUCUCUAUGUUGAAGGAAGGUCAGGAUGGACAAGAUAUUAUAUUUGGAUUCAAAGGAAAAUGUGGUCACUUACAACUUUCCUCUGGUCAAAAGAUAAUGAGUACCAACAACAACAAUUAUUUAUUGUCUAGAAUAUGCAAAGAAUGUGCUCAGAUAACUUGUCCAAAAGGUCACACGUAUAUAGACCCCAAUCCAAAUUCUAAGUUACCAUAUCCAUGCCCAGGCUGCAUCACAAGAGGACUUCGAUAUGAGCAAUUUGUAAUGGGUGCAAUUCAUUUUUUACAUUUAUCAGUUGACCCAACCUAUGACUAUUUCAAGUUAGCUAUCGAGGAGAAAAUAUCUGAUUCUAGUUUAAAGAGAUCAGAGUUCACACUGUCAUUCAAGAUAUCUUUAGAUAGAACAAAGUUGGUUCCAUGGAAUUGCAAAUCUGGAUCAAAGUUGAUCAAGAUCAGAAUAGAGGUAGAUGAAAACAAUCACUUUUGUAGUACAUUGAUCAAGACAUCAGAUAGUCUAAAGAAUGAUAUUAUUCUGAAUGCCAGAUCCAGUAUUGUAGUGACACAUAUGUUGAGAAUAUCUUAUGGAUUUUUGGAAUCUGAAUGCAAUGUUGUCAGAAAACGUGAAAGAUUAAUGGAAAUCAUAGCGUUAUGCAUUCAGCUCUCUAUUAAACACAGAUUACCACAUCUCUAUCUCAGUGAUAAUAGCUACACUACAGAUUGGAUGGGUUCAAAUAGAGUUACGAUUAUGGAUAAGCAAUUCCCACAAGGUUCACCAAUGGUAUCUCUCGGUGAUUCUACAAUUCCUCUCACCCAAUUGUUGGACUUCUUUGGAAGUUGUGACAAUUUGAUACCAACCCAUGUUGAGUACUCUAAGGAAGAGGAGGUUCAAGUUAGAAAUCAAGAUGAAUUGUUCGGUGUACUCAGAUCACUCAAAGAUAGUAUUCAAACUAAAUCAGUAAUCAUCAAUUCAUUUGAAAAUGGAAUUCGACCUAUUCUGAUUAUUAGUUCUCCAUCAUUCAGAAUGAUUAUCUUAACUUCUCAUGGAGUGCAUAAUCAAUACAAUCAAUUCAUUUCACAACUCUUGGAAGCAAUCUUUGAUUGUAGAGUUUUACAUUUCACCUAUCACAAUGGAAAUGGAAUUAUUAGUUUAGCACAAGAUAUAUAUCUCCAAUCAAAGCAAUUAUUGAAUAUGAAUAUUCUAGAUUUAAUACAAACAUAUUUGCAUCUAAUUAAAUCAACCCACAAAAAAUACGGAUGUAAUUCAUCUCUUCAUCAAUUCAGAGAGAUUGAUGAUUUAUAUUAA